AUGGGCGACCCUUUAACGCCCCAACAAGAAGAAGCCCACUACCUCGCCCUCCAAAACACCGACAUCCGCGUUGAUUACAAGUCUUACUUCGCGCCCAAAUAUACAGUCGACGCCUUCUGGACGUCAGAUUACACCCACCUCCUCCGCAUCACCAAAGCCAUCUCCCCCGACGCGAUCGUAACUGAUUUCUUUGUCGAGGCAACAAGGGAUAUGCAAAAACAGUUUGGCGUUCCAGUGGCGAUGGUCUGGCCACAGAUGCCGUACGGGAUGGUAUCAGCGGGGCAUAUCCCCGGAAUUCCUGGGUUUCAAGUCGAUGCCCUGACUUCGGAAAAGGCAAGCCUUUGGCAGAGGAUACGCGCGGCACUGAGGCCGUUGAGGGCAAUCACGACGGUGGUGCCGUAUUUGAGGUGGGUCAAGAGGAUGAGGAGAGAGGCCGGAGUGAAUUACCCCCUGGCCGGGGUGACAGCGGGGAAGCCGGAUUAUCUGGGUUUGGUGAAUAGCUUUUGGGGGUUGGAGACGCCAAAAGAUUGCCCGCCGCUUUUGCAGGCUGUUGGGCCGAUUUUGUCGGAGGAGUACCCUGGGUUGGAUGGGGAGUUGAGGGGGUUCUAUGAGCGGGGGAAGAAGAGGAGGGUGGUGUAUGUUUGUUUUGGGACGCAUAUAACGCUGCCGACGGAGCAGGUUGUGAUGUUUUUGGGGGCAUUGGGGGAUUUGUUGGCGGAUGGAUUGGUAGAUGGGGUGAUUUGGACGGUCGGAAAGAAACAGAGGCAGCAGUUUCAGCCGUUGCUGAAUCAGUGGACUGGGGGAGUCAGGGAGCCAGUGGGGAUGCUGCUGGAAAAUCAGAGCGAGAGGUGGUAUUUCACGCCCUUUGCGCCUCAGAGAGCAAUAUUGGAUCAUCCGGACACGAUACUCUUUGUCACCCAUGGUGGCGGGAGCAGUGUCAAUGAGGCGAUGUACCAUGGAGUGCGUAUGUUGUCUCUGGGAUUCUUUUUCGACCAGCUUUUGAACGGUCUACGGAUUGUCGAAGCAGGUGUCGGGUUGGGCCUCGAUAAGGCCACAUUCACAAGAGACGAGAUCUACGACAAGGGCCGGCAGGUACUGCUUGAUGAGGACGGCAGCUUUGCGAGAAAUGUUGAGCGGAUGAGGCACAUUGCCCGAAUAUCAGCCCGGAAGAAACAUUAUGCCGCCGACCUGAUCGAGGAGAUGAUGUACGAUGCAAAGUUCGGACUGGAUCCCAACAGUGGGAAGAUGAGACCGAUGCAUCUUCAGACGGCAGACGUUAGAAUGCCGAUAUGGAAAGCCAAGAACCUGGAUCUGUUGCUCCUCGGAGGACUGGCGACUGCCGGGUUUGCCGGUGUAAGCUACUGGCUCUAUUCUUGGAUCAGUGAUCAGUUGUGA
Molecule: messenger RNA, 1395 nt
Organism: Podospora anserina S mat+
Lineage: Eukaryota; Fungi; Ascomycota; Sordariomycetes; Sordariales; Podosporaceae
Exons: 1
Coding region: 1-1395 (464 amino acids)
Molecular function (GO): UDP-glycosyltransferase activity
Source: RefSeq, a predicted model, not a curated record